CUUUGAAGUGUAUCGAAUUUUUUUCAGUUACUACCUCCGUUACGGUGUAAAAUCGUCAGCAACGCGUUGCCAGAGUUGAAUAAUAGGUGCAAUAAUUAAGCGCCUGCCCGUGUAGGGAGCCAGCCAGUGAGAUGAAUCAGUCUCGGAAUUUCACGUCUCUGUUAAAUCCGAGUUAUUUACAAAAUGCGCAAAAUGCCGCUGCGGCAAACGCGGCCGCCGCAGCAGCCGCUGCAGCUGCUGCUGUAUCUGCGGCUAUCGCCAACGGAACUUCGUUAAGUUCCAGCAGUUCGUCCCAGAGCAGAAAGCGGGAAGCGGAAAGCGAUGGGAAAUCAGACAAGGAAUCCAGAGAGGAACGGCGUAAGCGAAGGAAGACCAGAUGGGGAGGUAGCGAACACGACAAGACAUUCAUUCCAGGGAUGCCGACGGUUCUGCCGACCAAUCUUACCCCGGAACAGGAGCAGGCUUACCUCUUUCAGCUGCAGAUUGAGGAAAUCAGCAGGAAACUCCGUACAGGCGACCUUGGAAUACCGCCAAACCCCGAAGAAAGAUCCCCAUCUCCGGAGCCGAUUUACAGUAGCGAUGGUAAGCGCUUGAACACCCGCGAAUAUCGAACUCGACGGAAAUUGGAGGAGGAAAGGCACAAUCUUAUUCAGAAGAUACUGAAAAUUAACCCCGAGUUCAAACCGCCACCAGAUUACAAGCCACCAAUAAUACGUGUACAUGAUAAAGUUAUGAUUCCACAAGAGGAGCAUCCGGACAUAAACUUUGUCGGUUUGCUUAUCGGACCACGUGGCAAUACUUUGAAAUCAAUGGAAAAGGAAACCGGCGCCAAGAUUAUUAUUCGUGGAAAGGGUUCAGUGAAAGAAGGUAAAGUCGGUAGAAAAGAUGGUCAGCCUUUGCCAGGAGAGGACGAACCAUUGCAUGCGUACAUUACUGCAAACAAUCUUGAUGCUGUAAAGAAAGCAGUUGAAAGGAUUCAUGAAAUAAUUAGACAAGGAGUUGAAGUACCUGAGGGCCAGAACGAUUUGCGCCGCAAUCAAUUACGCGAAUUAGCUUUGCUGAAUGGAACGCUGCGAGAGAAUGACGGACCUCGAUGUACAAACUGUGGUGCAAGUGACCACAAGUCUUGGUUGUGUCCUGACAAACCCAACGUCACUAAUAACAUCGUAUGCUCGAGUUGCGGUGGCGCGGGACAUAUAGCGCGAGAUUGUCGGUCAAAACGACCUGGUCAAGGCGGUCCAGCAGCUGCUGGAAUGACUGGAAUGACCCCGGGAGGUGACAAAGCAAAGAUUGAUGAGGAAUACAUGUCGCUAAUGGCUGAGCUCGGCGAGGGUCCGCCCCCAGAUCGAUCCAAGGGUCAUCAACGCUCCCAGAACACAAAUUAUCCGGGUCUAUUCGACCGGCAACAAGCACCACGUGCUUUGAUGGCAGCUCCGGCACAUCCACCCCCGCAGAUGAUGCAAGGUGGUCCAAUGAUGCCUCCUCCAGGCAUGGCACCGCCUCCCUGGACCCAGAACGACGUGAACAGCAUGAACGGUAUGAAUAUGCAGUGGCAACCUCCGGUCAGCAUGCCUCCGCCUCCGGGUGUGAUGCAGCCGCCCCCUCCACCCCCUGGCUCAACCACGCAACCCAAUAUUCCACCGUUGAUGCCGUGGAUGACUGGAAACAACCAGCCUCCACCACCCGGUCAAAUGCCACCAAGCCAAAUGCCCCCAGGAAUGGGAGGAAUGCCACCAUGGCAACAAGGGCAACAAAGCCCAAUGCGUCCCCCGCCUCCUGGAACAGCUCCACCUCCUGGAUAUCCCGGAUGGCAGCAGCAAACGCUGAGCGGAUGGCCGCCAGCGGCCCCUGUGCCUCCGCCACCACAGCAACCGGCACCUGCACCUCCGGGUAUCGAUUUGAACAGCUUACCGACACUGUUGGCACAACCGCCACCGCCACCCCCGCCAACCAGUUAGUGCAAAACACAGUCGAAUCACGAAAUUUAAUUUUGAAUUACGAUUUAGGUGUAAGAGCCAAAAGGUAAGUUUAGUUCGCUACUUCGUUAAGUGUGAGAAAUCAAGGUUUCGAUAGCGAUGGUUGGGUGUUCAUGAUGAUCGAAAUGUGGCUGAGAUUCGAUUUUUCUUUGUUUUCUCACGUUGUUUCACCUGGGUAAUCUUAUUUUCGGAAUAUGUAUCACAAUUUAUGAGAUAUCACGGAGUAGACAAUGAAUAACACAAUUAGCCAAUGAUAUUUAUCAUUUUUAUUGUGUGAAAAAUGUUAUCUUGUUUUCUCCAGUAGUAAGCAUCUCUUAAAAUUUAAUUAUUCAAUGUCUAUCACUUAGGUUUGUUAGUUAUAAUCUGAUUAAUUGACAAAUGUUUUUUUUUUCAUCACCUUGAUCGAUCAUACGACUGUGUAUAACAGAACCACUGGAAAAUUGAUUCGGACCUCACGUAAUAUUAACGAUAUUUUGUAUAAUUCUUUCACUUGAAUAGAUACAAAGACAAACAUUCAGGCAUGUGAGUGUUUUUUAUAUACUGUACGCAAACAUCUUUUGGCUAUUUCGAGAAAAAUUUUCACAGGGUCUUUGUCUGAAACGUAAAAAGCCUUGAACAACGUUCAAAAAUUUGCAACAAUUUUCUUAAUUAUAAAUACCAAUUUUGUUUGUGGAUUUCACAACAGCAAUAGAAUAAAUUAUAAUAUACUUAAACUAUAUAUAUAUAUAAAUAUAUACAUACGAAACACGACAUGGAGUCAAAAAAUGCUGCAAGAAAACAAAACAAAAAAACUAACAAAAGAUUAAUUUACAAAGUAAAAAUAUAAUCAAUUCUUUAAUUAGUACAUGCGUAUGUUGUAGUUAAUAUGUAACUAUUUUCAUCGACCUGCGCGGAUUUCUAAUUAUUUUAUUCGCUAUAAAUCUUCCUAAUGUAACAAAACUUUUACGUGGAAUGAAAUGUCAUUUGGCUAUUAUCAGUGUAUUGUAUUGUAUAUGUCAAAUAUUACUGAAAAAUAAAAAUAUCGAUAAUAAA
Diprion similis is the source of this 3008-nucleotide messenger RNA. It is a transcript of the gene SF1, whose product is annotated as splicing factor 1-like. NCBI's taxonomy places the organism in Eukaryota, Metazoa, Arthropoda, Insecta, Hymenoptera, Diprionidae. The record is from RefSeq and is a predicted model, not a curated record. Gene Ontology annotation, molecular function: zinc ion binding; mRNA binding. Gene Ontology annotation, cellular component: nucleus. Gene Ontology annotation, biological process: regulation of mRNA splicing, via spliceosome. Bases 132 to 1958 code for a protein of 608 amino acids. The transcript is spliced from 9 exons.